AACUAUAUUUUUUUAGUGCUUCUUACUUUUUUUUUCUUUUUCCAUUUUUUGGUGAAUUAUACUUAUUUUAUUACAACUUAUUCAGAGGAAAUUAACUUAUUUAAACGCCAGUAAACAAUGGGAUCAUCUAGAGAAAAUCAAAUUUCUGCUCAAAAUUGUGUCCAAGCCAGUGCUAUCGCUGGAUUCAAAUCUGCAUUUAUCGCAGGCGUUGCUACAUCAAUUCCUACUUUAGUUGCAGUUCGUACAAUUCCUUGGGCAAAAGCAAAUCUGAACUACACUGGUCAAGCUCUCAUCAUAUCUUCUGCGUCUAUAGCAGCCUACUUCAUUGCUGCGGACAAGACUAUCUUGGAGGGAGCAAGGAAAAAUGCCGAUGCUCGCUAUCGUAGAAACUAGUUGUACGUGUUAUUUUUUCAUGUAAAAAAAUCAAAAAACAAUUGUUAUAAUUUAAUAUAUUUUUAAAUUUGAAUUUAUAUGUAUA
Molecule: messenger RNA, 478 nt
Organism: Salvia miltiorrhiza (redroot sage)
Lineage: Eukaryota; Viridiplantae; Streptophyta; Magnoliopsida; Lamiales; Lamiaceae
Product: early nodulin-93-like
Exons: 4
Coding region: 118-393 (91 amino acids)
Source: RefSeq, a predicted model, not a curated record